ACAAACUAUGACAUAUCUAUCAUCGAUUCAAUCUCUCUCUCUCUCUCUCGUUCUCUGAUCCAAACCCUCAUCUCAGAGAGCAAUGGAUCCGAACCCGAAAAGCCACCCGAUCCUCUCCUACGUCAUGGCCCGUCUCCCCUCUCUCGGACCCAAACCGGCCACCUCCGACUCUGAAAUCGACAUCGAGCAGCCGCCACUAAAACCACCAUCCGAUCCAUCUUCAUCCUCGAGCCAGACCCGGGCCCAAAUCGAGGACGACAUGCCGCACCUGGCCGACCAGAGGCUCCUCGCCUCGAUGACCUGGGCAGUGUCUGACGUGGCCCAGACCAGGUCCGUGCUCCAGACCCUGGGCCCCCGGCCGGACCACGAGACCGUCGACAAGGCCAGGGCUAAGCUUUCCGACAUAGAGGCCACCCUGGGGAAGCAGCUGGAGGAGAUCGUGCGCUCGCCGCGGCCACCGGACGUGGACCGCCUCCAGUGGCGCGCGCACCUGGCGGAGCGCGAGAACGAGUGCCGGCGAUCGGCGGAGAAGGAGAAGCAGGACUAUAAGGCGGUGUUGCAGCUCGACGAGAUGCACGAGGCGUACGAGAGGCUUCUUAAGGAGGCGGAGGAGCGCCUCGUCAAGAUCUACGAUUCGGCCGAGGCGUCGCCGGAGGAUGCGGGCACGGAUGAGGCCCCGAUGGUGGCAAGGGAGGAGAUUAACGAGGACGUGGUUGGGAUAUUGCAGGAGGCGACCGGGCAGGGGUUGGAGCGGAUCGACUUGUCGGGCCGGAGGCUGCGGUUCUUGCCAGAGGCGUUCGGGCGGAUUCGGAGCCUCCUUGUGCUUGACAUUUCGAGUAAUCAACUUGAGGUUAUCCCUGACUCAAUAGCGGGACUAGAAAAUCUUGAGGAGUUUAAUGCCUCUUCUAAUCUUUUGGAGUCAUUUCCUGACUCGAUUGGCUUGUUGCAAAAAUUGAAAAUUCUGAAUGUCUCAGGAAACAAGCUAGCUGCCCUUCCUGACUCCAUCUGUCAUUGCAGAUCAUUGGUAGAGUUAGAUGUGAGCUUCAACAGCCUGACAUAUUUGCCUACGAACAUUGGUUAUGAAUUAGUAAAUCUACAGAAGCUUUCAAUGCAAUUGAACAAGAUUCGUUACCUUCCCACUUCUGUAUGUGAGAUGAAGUCUUUGCGCUGUCUGGAUGCUCACUUCAAUGAACUCCAUGGCCUUCCACAUGCUAUUGGAAGAUUGACUAAUAUUGAAAUUCUGAAUCUAAGCAGUAAUUUUAGUGACCUGAAGGAACUCCCUGACACCAUUGGUGAUUUGACCAACCUCAGGGAACUUGAUCUCAGCAACAAUCAAAUUCAUGCUCUUCCUGAUACAUUUGGUCGGCUUGACAAUUUGACCAAACUCAACAUGGACCAAAAUCCUCUUGUGAUCCCACCAGUGGAGGUUGUGAAUGAAGGGGUUGAAGCUGUCAAACUUUUUAUGGCUAAGAGGUGGCUGGAGGUACUGGCGGAGGAAGAAAGGAUGAGCAUGCUUGAGAUGCAAGAACAGGGACAGACUGGAUGGUUGACUCGCAGCACCUCCUGGUUGAAAAGUUAUGUUUCGAAUGUUUCGGAAUAUUUGACAUCUCCCAGGGGAUCUCCUAGAGACCCUUAUCUUGAUCAGCAACUAUGAUGCUCGUAAAUCAUUUCAAUUGUUCACUUUCUUUUCCUCCAAUGCGAAGCUGAUGAAGAUCAAAGAGAUGGUUUUUAGCUGCUGCAGUCUCAUACUUGCUUAAUUAAAGCUUGAGAGUAUUGAAUAUCUUAUAAUGUUGUUCUUUUUCCAGUCUAGUAGUUGCGGAAAUGAGUAUUUUUGUAGGUCAAUCGAUACAGCCUGCUGUGCUCCUCUUUUUGAUUGCAAGUAGUUGAUUGCUUAUAGUUGUACAUUCACUAAA
Alnus glutinosa is the source of this 1913-nucleotide messenger RNA. Its product is annotated as plant intracellular Ras-group-related LRR protein 1-like. The coding region runs from base 83 to 1654 and encodes 523 amino acids. The record is from RefSeq and is a predicted model, not a curated record. Gene Ontology annotation, molecular function: protein binding. Lineage: Eukaryota; Viridiplantae; Streptophyta; Magnoliopsida; Fagales; Betulaceae. The transcript is spliced from 3 exons.